CCGAAUUGCGAUCUCUGCGAUCCCCUCCCUCCUCCUCUCGGGUGGAACUUCCUAGGGGGAGAGGCAGGGUCCAGCGCCCAGAGGCCGGGCUCCCGGAACAGCUCCCCGGGAUGCUGCUGCUGUGGGUGGCGGUGGUCGCAGUCUCGGCGCUGGCAACACCAGCUCCUGGGGCAGGUGGGCAGAGGCGGGGAGCAGUUCAGGCUUGGCCAGAUGCGCCUAACGUGGUGCUAGUCGUGAGCGACUCCUUCGAUGGAAGGCUAACAUUUUAUCCAGGAAGUCAGGUAGUGAAACUUCCUUUUAUCAACUUCAUGAAAGCACAUGGCACUUCCUUUCUGAAUGCCUACACAAACUCUCCGAUCUGCUGCCCAUCGCGCGCAGCAAUGUGGAGUGGCCUCUUCACUCACUUAACAGAAUCUUGGAAUAACUUUAAGGGCUUAGAUCCAAAUUAUACAACAUGGAUGGAUGUCAUGGAGAAGCAUGGCUACCGAACACAAAAAUUUGGAAAACUGGACUAUACUUCAGGACAUCACUCCAUCAGCAAUCGUGUGGAAGCCUGGACAAGAGAUGUUGUUUUCUUACUCAGACAAGAAGGCCGGCCUAUGGUUAACCUUGUCCCUAAAAAGACUAAAGUAAGAGUGAUGGAAGGGGACUGGAAGAAUACAGAUAGAGCAGUAAAUUGGUUAAGAAAGGAAGCAAUUAAUUACACUCAACCAUUUGUUCUGUACUUGGGAUUAAAUUUGCCACACCCAUAUCCUUCACCAUCUUCAGGAGAAAAUUUUGGAUCUUCAACAUUUCACACAUCUCUUUAUUGGCUUAAAAAAGUGUCCUAUGAUGCCAUCAAAAUCCCAAAGUGGUCACCUCUGUCAGAAAUGCACCCUAUAGAUUAUUACUCUUCUUAUACCAAAAACUGCACUGGGAAGUUUACAGAAAAAGAAAUUAAGGAUAUUAGAGCAUUUUAUUACGCUAUGUGUGCUGAGACAGAUGCUAUGCUUGGUGAAAUUAUUUUGGCUCUUCACCAGUUAGAUCUUCUUCAGAAAAGUAUUGUCAUAUACACCUCAGACCACGGAGAGCUGGCCAUGGAACAUCGUCAGUUUUAUAAAAUGAGUAUGUACGAAGCUAGCGCCCAUGUCCCACUUUUGAUCAUGGGACCGGGAAUUAAGACCAACCUACAAGUAUCAAAUGUGGUUUCUCUUGUGGAUAUUUACCCUACUAUGCUUGAUAUUGCUGGAAUUCCUCUGCCUCAGAACCUGAGUGGAUACUCUCUGCUGCCAUUAUCAUCAGAAAUGUUUAAGAAUGAACAAAAAUUCAAAAACCUACAUCCACCCUGGAUUCUGAGUGAAUUCCAUGGAUGCAAUGUAAACGCUUCCACCUACAUGCUUCGAACUAACCAAUGGAAGUAUAUAGCCUACUCUGAUGGUGCUUCAGUAUUGCCUCAACUCUUUGAUCUUUCCUCAGAUCCAGAUGAACUAACAAAUAUUGCUACAAAAUUUCCAGAAGUUACUUCUUCUUUGGAUCAGAAGCUUCGUUCCAUUAUAAACUACCCUAAGGUUUCUGCUUCUGUCCACCAAUACAAUAAAGAGCAGUUUAUCAAGUGGAAACAAAGUAUAGGGCAAAACUAUUCAAAUGUCAUAGCAAAUCUUAGGUGGCAUCAGGACUGGCUGAAAGAACCAAGGAAGUAUGAAAAUGCCAUUGAUCAGUGGCUUAAAAUCCACUCUGAUCCAGGAAAUAUUUGAACAAAAAUAAGAAAAUAAUGUUCUAGAGCUAUAUAGAAAUAUGUUAAAAGAUCAUGAUUAAUUAUGCAUUUCAAACAUGAGUUUUAAUAAUUACUGAUUUUCAGUUAAAGAAUGUACUCUUCUAAAAUAUCAAUCAUUAUAGAAUUACAUAUUUUCAAACUCAUUACUAUCAAGACCUUAUUCUUAUAAACUAAUGACAACCAAAAUAUUAAAAGGGUAGAAUCAAAUACUAUAAUAUAAAGUUGUGUUCCUCUGAAUAUUAUGGAAUAUAAAAUAUUUUAACAAUUUUUAUUACUUAUGACCCAUAAAAUAGUUAUUUUUGAGUAUUUGAUGGUGCCUGAUGAGUUAUUUUUAUUUGAUGGGAUAUAGAUCAUUUGGAUGUAUUUGAUGGGAGUAUUUGGAGUAUUUAAUGGUACACAGACUAUGGAUAUGGUGGAAAUUAUUAUUUUUUAAAACAGGUAAUACAUGCCCAAGGUACAAGCUUCAAAAACAUACUAAACGGUUAACAGUGAGCAUGAAGUCUCUCUCCUUUCCCAGUCCCCCAGCCACCCAGUACCCCUUCCUGGUGGCAACUACUGUAACCACCUGUGUAUCCUCUGAGAGACAGAUAGGCUUCUACAAACUUUAUAUUCUUCCCCAGCACCCGCCCCAACACACACACACAAAUGGUAGCAUACUAUAAAAAAUGUUCUACAGCUUGCUCUCUUUUUUUCCAUUUAACAAAGACACCUAGGACUUCCCCGGUGGCCCAAUGGUUAAGACUCCGCGCUUCCACUGUGGCGGGCACGGAUCCCUGGUCCAGGAACUAAGAUCCCCACAUGCCGUGCGGCACAGCCAAAUAAAUAAAUAAAUAAUUUUUAAAAUGAAAAAAAACAAAAACACCUAGAAGUGAAAUUACUGGGGCAAGACUAUAUCUAGCAAAAUUAUUCUAGAUACCACCAAAUUACCCCUAAAGAAGUUAUACCAAUUUAUACUCUUACCAGCAAUGCAUGGCCUCACACUUGUUGCCAACUGGGUAGAUAAAAAUACUUUAUUAUUGUUUUUCUUCUUUUUCUUACUAUGAGUAAGGUAGAUCAUAUUUUCAUAUAUUUAAUAGUCACUGGAAUUUCCUUUACAUG
This is a messenger RNA of Physeter macrocephalus (sperm whale), 2851 nucleotides long. RefSeq names its product arylsulfatase family member K (gene ARSK). The transcript is spliced from 8 exons. The record is from RefSeq and is a predicted model, not a curated record. NCBI's taxonomy places the organism in Eukaryota, Metazoa, Chordata, Mammalia, Artiodactyla, Physeteridae. Gene Ontology annotation, molecular function: arylsulfatase activity; glucuronate-2-sulfatase activity. The coding region runs from base 111 to 1733 and encodes 540 amino acids.